UCGGGAGAAUUGGUAGUGAUAUUGGAAAAAGUGAAGAAUCUAGGGAUUUCGAAAUCAGUGAUAGUGGAUUGAGUAAUGAAGAAGAUAUUGAUAUAUUGAUGACAUUACAAAAUCGAUUGGACAACAUGAGGCAAUGUCACGAAUUUUUAUCCAAUUAUGAUGGCAAUUUUGAAGAUAUUGAACAGGUGUUAAAGGCAAAAAUUGCCGAAUCCACAGAUGAUGCACCUGAUUUCAAUAAUAGUAUUCAAAGUGAGGAGGAUCAAUCUCAGGCUCAAUCUAGCGACAGGACUUCUCUUUUGUUAUCUUCGUCGACAGUUACUCCUGACUCCAAAUCUUCAUCAUCUUCAAGUAAAAGCCGCAAACCUAAAAGAAAGAUGACAUUAAAGGAACUCAUUUCACCACAGUCCUCAUCUGGAAAGGAAAUGUCAACUGCAGCAUAUUUGUUUCGUAUGGUUUUCUCAAACGGAUCCAGCAAACAUUUAAAUCAUCUCAAAUCAA
Messenger RNA from Racocetra persica, 498 nucleotides. The record is from the annotation of a GenBank genome assembly. NCBI's taxonomy places the organism in Eukaryota, Fungi, Glomeromycota, Glomeromycetes, Diversisporales, Gigasporaceae.